AUGGCCCAGAAAAAUGACUUUCAAUUCUCCAUCAGGGAAUAUAGACCCUCAGAUGAACAUGGAGUCAUGUCACUCUUCCGUGAUGGCAUCCUCGAAAAUAUUUACCCGGCCUUCUUCAAGGCCUUGAGCCACCCAGACCACAUUGGUGUGGCUCUGAGUAUUUCCAUGGCUGGCUACGUGCUGGGAGGCAGCUCCUACUUCCAAGCUGUACUCUUUGGCAGUGCAUGGGCUGGCCUCAUUUAUUACUGCUGCCAUGAGAUCUAUGAAACCUACAUGUUGAGGAGGCUGAGCACAGACAUGGCCAACAUUCAAGCCAGCUACCUGGACAACCCAGAUAACGGUUUCUGGGUGGCGGAGGACAGCGCCAACGACCAGUCCAAGGUGGUGGGGAUGGUGGCGGUGAUGGGGAAGAAAGGAGGUGAUGAAAAUGAGAGGUGUGACGACUUGAACGGAGGAGUGAUGAGAGGAGACGCUGGAGAUGGAAGUUACGGCGAGAUGUCCUGCGUUGUCGUGGCGUUUCCAAGGCGCCGUAAAAACCUGGGCUUACAGUUGACACAGAAGGCGUUGGACUUCUGCAAAGAGCGAGGCUACACCCGCCUCGUUCUGGACAUCAGCUCACCACAGACGGCGGCCAUUGCCCUCUACCAAAAAUUAGGCUUUGUUCAAACAGCAUCCCACAGUAACACACAUGCUAAUCGCUGGUUCUCCAAACUGGCCAGAAUAAAUGUGAUGAGAAUGGAGAAGUUCAUUUAA
Messenger RNA from Scomber japonicus (chub mackerel), 753 nucleotides. RefSeq names its product N-acetyltransferase family 8 member 3. Gene Ontology annotation, molecular function: N-acetyltransferase activity. The transcript has 2 exons. NCBI's taxonomy places the organism in Eukaryota, Metazoa, Chordata, Actinopteri, Scombriformes, Scombridae. The record is from RefSeq and is a predicted model, not a curated record. The coding region runs from base 1 to 753 and encodes 250 amino acids.